AGCACAAUCGUGAUCCAUUACCUUCCUUUUCCCUCAAUACACUAAAAAAAGAAAAACUCUAAAAAAGUAUUUUCCUCCAUUUCGUUCUAAUCCAUUCCGAUGAUUCCCAGCGCCGGAAUCCCUAAAAAGCGGCAACGAACCGCCGCCCGCCGUUCCUCCUCCACUGUCGGCACCAUCUCCUCCGUCUCAGACGUAACCCUAACCGAAAUCUCCCAACAACAACACCGUCCCUCUUCCAUGGCUGAUGACCGUCCCGCUCCAAUGGUGGAUGACCGUCCCUCGCCCAUGGCGGACGACCGUUCCACUUCCUCCACAGAUGAAGCUUUCCAUUUCAACGACGCUGUCACUGCUGACGUCUUCCUCCGCCUCUUCAUGGAUUCUCCCUCUCCACUUCAGUCCUCCCCCACCGCCACCGCCACCUCUGAUUCUGUUUCCAAUUCCGACUUCCACGUUUACCUCCACUCCGACAUCCUCCGUCGCUCCAAAUAUUUCUCUGCUCUCCUAUCCGACCGGUGGAUUGGCCACGUCCAAGCAUCAGAUCACGCAACCUCAACCGACGGCGACCGCUUCCUCCUCAACCUCGGUGUUCCCCCCUCUACUGGCUCGAUCCAAUCUCAUCUCACCGUCCUGGAGCUUCUCUACACUAACGACUUCUCUGCCGUGGUGGAUAGCGCUUCAACGGCGCUAGAUCUGUUGCCGGUGGCGCUGGAGCUUCUGUUCGAGGAGUGUGUGCGUUGGUGCGUGGAUUUCCUGGAGGCGGUGCCAUGGACGGAGGAGGAAGAGAAGCGAGUGGUGAGAUUAAUCCCGUUCCUGAGCGAGGAAGAGUCGAAGGAGCUCGUGGCUAGGGUUUCGCCAUCGAGAGAGGACUCGUGCGAAGCGAUGCUCGAGGGUCUGGUUUCGUCGGCGAUGAACAGUUACGGCAACACGGCGUUCGUGAAGGCAUUUGUAGGGAAGAUACUGAGGGAUUUGUCGUCGAGGGAGACGGCGAAGAGAGUGUUGGAGAAGGCGUUCGCUAGAAGCUUGAAGACGGUUAAGGAGUCGUUGGAGGAUUAUUCGAGUCCAGUGUUCAGAGGGGAUCACAACGAAACGGAGGCCAUUCAGAAGCUGAAUCUGCACAAGGCUUCGACGAAUGGGAAUCAUCUUCUGUGGCUUGUGGAAAGAAUGAUUGAGCUUAGGGUUGCGGAUGUGGCUGUGAGGGAAUGGAGCGAGCAAGCGUGUUUCACCGCUGAUUUGCAGAGGGCGUUUCGUGAUGAUUCUUGGAGGAACAUUGUGCCUGGCCUUCCAGCUGUUAUUCUCAUAUGUACAUGUGGACUCGCCAAUGUUGUCUCUACUGGCAUUAUUCUCUCAUCUAGAUAGGUAAUUUUUAGUGUUCACUUUCCUUUGUUCAUGAGUUUAUUAUUCUUUGAUUACGCUGUUUACUCAAACAUACUCUGGCCUUUGGUGAACAAUUGUUGAUGUUGUGGUGUGUGGAAUCUGAUUGCUUAGGUGCAGAAAUAAGGGCAAUUCAACUUUUGUUAUUUCAAAUUGUUAUGUUGUGCUGUUUGUCUUUGUUGAAAUUUAAAGGUUGAAUUCGUGAGUUGAGGAGAAUGUGGGAUUGGAAACAUUAUGUUCGUACCUGGUAUGUGGAAUUCAUUUACUCCGCUCCCUUCCAAAAGCAUAUUUGAUGCUAAGUUCUCAUAUUUGGGUAGGAAAUGCUGGCUAUAGAAUUUCUUUUUUUAAUCGGAAAAAAAGUAUUCUAUUGGAGCCCCCCCAAUUGUGCUGCUGCUGAGUUGCUCUAAAGGGAUUCAGUACCCCUUGAGGGUUGAAGCAUUUGAUCAUCGAACUUGCUAAUUGCAAUGCCAGAUGUGUAAAACUAGAUUGAAUGGUGAGAAGGAAGCUGGUAGAAGACUGGCUACCCGUUUUAGUGGUAUGCAAAGAUAAUGUUUCCCCAAUUUCACCGAGCAACAAAUCGUUGUAUCUGGAACUGGAAGAAACAUUCUUACGUAUCAUCUCCACGUUGCCCAUGUCCGAUGCUCAAGAAUUGCUGCAGCGGUGCCUCAGCUUUUCAACCCGAAACGUUGAAGAUUGUCCUCAUUUGGUCACUGCAUUCAACACCUGGUUCCGCCGUGCAGCCCGACCCCUCAAACCAGAUUCUCUCUUUGAUCAAUAAGUACUUGCUUCGCAUGCUGUCAAAUAUUGUGCAUAUAUGUAAAUACUAUGUUCAGAAACUUAAACUUUAACACCAACAUUGUACAUAUAAAUCCAAAUUCCAAAGUAAACUGUCUUGUCUUUUUAGGACAAACCACAGCCAAAUUACAUAGACAAUUUCCUGGUGCUAGUGACUAAUGGCUUUCUUGGAAAA
Vigna umbellata (rice bean) is the source of this 2341-nucleotide messenger RNA. NCBI's taxonomy places the organism in Eukaryota, Viridiplantae, Streptophyta, Magnoliopsida, Fabales, Fabaceae. The record is from RefSeq and is a predicted model, not a curated record.